Malania oleifera is the source of this 624-nucleotide messenger RNA. Its product is annotated as suppressor protein SRP40-like. The coding region runs from base 1 to 624 and encodes 207 amino acids. The record is from RefSeq and is a predicted model, not a curated record. The transcript has 2 exons. NCBI's taxonomy places the organism in Eukaryota, Viridiplantae, Streptophyta, Magnoliopsida, Santalales, Ximeniaceae.
AUGCAGGAAGUAACAAAGUUUCACGCAACACUCCGAGCAAGCUAUGUACCUGAUGAUGACGAGCACGGGGAGAGAAGGAAAAACUAUAGGGAGAAAACACUGGCAAAUCUAAAAAUCCGAUCCUCCACCUAUUCGCCUGAAUCAUCAUCAACUGAUAAUGAAGAAAUUGAAUCAUCCUCGAGUUCUUCAUCAGAAUCUUCAUCUUCGGAUGAAAAUGAAACUUCUUAUUCUUACUCGAGAACAGAGUAUGGAAAAUAUAAACCACAGCAAGCAAUUCAAGAAGUGUCCUCAAGCUCCUCUGCUCCUUCGUCUGAGUCUGAGUCAGAGUAUUCAGACGAAAUUGAAACUUCUUACUCAAUGAGAAAUGCUAGAAAAUAUAAACUGCAGCAGACAAUUCAAGAAUCGUCCUCAAGUUCUUCAUCAGAAUCCAAGGACGGUGAAGUUGAACCAUCCUCUACUACUUCCUCUGAAUCUUCAUCUUCUAGUGAAAGUGAUACUCGGCAAAAGCAUACUCAAGGCAUUGAUGUUGAUUUGGAAGUUGUGGGCGGGAUUGUUGCAAAGUUUCUCUGUGCUUUUGUUUCUAGGUUCAGCUCUUACAUCAAAUCUGAGCAUGAAUAUUUAUAG